This is a messenger RNA of Panthera uncia (snow leopard), 5819 nucleotides long. It is a transcript of the gene BLOC1S6, whose product is annotated as biogenesis of lysosomal organelles complex 1 subunit 6. Lineage: Eukaryota; Metazoa; Chordata; Mammalia; Carnivora; Felidae. The record is from RefSeq and is a predicted model, not a curated record. Bases 543 to 1895 code for a protein of 450 amino acids. Gene Ontology annotation, cellular component: BLOC-1 complex; transport vesicle; extrinsic component of membrane. The transcript is spliced from 7 exons. Gene Ontology annotation, biological process: intracellular transport.
GAUCCAUCAUGGCAUGGGUCUUUGCAAAAGGAUUCGUCACUGGGCUUCAUCAUCCAGAAAACUUUUAAGGACCGCGUGCCAACAUGCCAGGUAUCGUACCAGGGAAUAUGGGGAGGAAGGGGCUUAGGUAAACGUAAAACGGGACCACUACUCUUAAUGAGUGCAGGCUGGGGGUGAGACCCACCUUCUGCCAUGGCUGCUCUGGGGCCUCACCGGUGGUUCUCCUGCACGGAAAGCCAGUUCCCGUAUGGUCACGGUGGGGUGCAGCCAUGAGGCACACCCUAACCCCCAAGAUUCCAAGAACAGACAUGGCCACCCUAAGCGAUGUCUUCUCAUAGUCAGCCAGCCGGUCAUGACUCAUGACUUAGAACUAGAGAGGCAGAAGUUUGACAUCGGGGGACAUCUGGGAGACGGCCUAAGUCCAUUCACCCUGAGCCCCCGGGUGGGAGCCCAGCCCUGCUGCCCGAGGGCCCGUGUGACCUGGGAAGCCCCAUGCCCACUGUGCUGAAAAGCUGCACCUCAAGCUCUGUGGCGAAGAGCCAAUGAAACUGUGCUCACAGCACCUCUGUGAGGAACAGGGUCUCAAGGGUCCUCGCCAGCGAAUGAGGACAGUGUCCGGGGUACUCCAGACACGCGCACCGUGCUGCCAGUCUCCAUCCCACUGGUUCCUGGACUCACUGCUCCUCAGAUGUUCUGGGGUAAGGUCAUGCUCCCCACUGGGCAAGUAUGCCGAGGUCACCAUUUGCUUUCGAUACUUGUGCCCUGAGUCACUGCCCGGGCCUGAAAAGGGGAAACCCAGCCUUGCCGCCUGCAGCCACACAGCCCGGCUCCACUGGCUCUGGGGAGCCUCACUGCCCCUCAGGGCCUGCAGGAGCAGGGGGGCCAGCGGCUGCCGGCUGCUGAAGUCACAUGGUGGGCCCACUCUGCUCCCACAGAGCCCGCCUACUGGGACGUGUGGUAGUGGGUGGCGUUUUGCCCUCUCUGCCUGCCUGCGGCCCACAAGCCACCCACCCAGGCUCCUCACAUCAGCGGUCUUCACUGUGACCCACAGAUCUUGGCUCCUUCACACGGAAAGCUGGGCGGCGCCCCGGAGAGCCCACGCCCCCUUGCACAGAAACCAUGGAAUUUCCCCAGCACGUUGUCUUUGGCAACUCCAAUGCCACAGGAAGGUCAGGACUGGUGAGACACGGAGAGAAUGCAAGGGAGGAAGUGCUGGUCCUGCCUAUGCUGCCGGGGGGCCCCUCCCAGGAGGACAGGACAGCUCGUGUCUCCACAAACAGGACCCUGACACGAGCGGGAGCGUCUCCGCGGCAGGUUACUCUCAGAGGGUGUUUCCAUGGAUUCUGCUUGGUGCCCGCCUGCCUGAGGACAGCCCCACCCCUGCCUUUCUGCCUGGUGGUUUUCCAAGGAGUUUACUUGGGCAGACCUGGGGACAGGAGGCUCUGCAUCUAAAAGAAGGUUUAAGUGACACUUCUCCAGAUGAAGGGUUACUAGAGGACUUGGCUGUAGAAGACAAAGCUGUGGAGCAGCUGGCAGAAGGAUUGCUUUCUCACUACCUGCCAGACCUUCAGAGAUCAAAACAAGCUCUUCAGGAACUCACACAGAACCAAGUUGUAUUACUAGACACACUGGAACAAGAGAUUUCAAAAUUUAAAGAAUGCCAUUCUAUGUUGGAUAUUAAUGCUUUGUUCACUGAAGCUAAACACUAUCAUGCCAAGUUGGUGAAUAUAAGAAAAGAGAUGCUGAUGCUUCAUGAAAAGACAUCGAAGUUAAAAAAAAGAGCACUUAAACUGCAACAGAAGAGGCAAAAAGAAGAGUUGGAAAGGGAGCAGCAACGGGAGAAGGAAUUUGAAAGAGAAAAGCAGUUAACCGCCAAACCAGCAAAGAGGACCUGAGAAGCUGAGUGUGUCUGUGUUCUUCCUCCCCCUGCCCCCUGUUACUUGCAUGCAGGGCAGCCCAGGUGUGGGCUGGAGUGAGGGUAGUGCCUUACACCACCGGCCCGGCUCACAUUUGCAGUCCUUUUCCCGGGAGUGCUGUCUCCGGAUCUUCAUUUCUGCCAUCAAGGAGCUUUUUGCCCCAAGUAGAAGACAAAAUGUCACUCGCUUUGAGUCUUUGAAUGUAAUUUUUCAACUUCUGUUUUGCAUCAUUUUUAAAUUCCAUACUUUGGCUUUGCAUCAUUUAUCAAUGGGAAAAUGGAUUGAUUGCUUUAAUAGUCCAGACUCUAAGUGAUUAAAAACUAGUAUUUUUUAGCGUCUUGAGAAGUGUGGAUUGAAAAGAUUCCAUUUCUUUUAUGACUUGCCUUUCUGGCAAUAUAGUGCUGGUUUUUGGUAAUUGCUUUAUUGUUGCUUGGUUCAGAAGAAAUGCCAACCGGUUAAGCACAUGUGCCCGUGGAGAAGAGGUGGUGUAAGCCUUUGUGAAGAACACGAUGGAGAAAUGCAUAACGGGAAAUAAUAGCAUCUUAGACGUCGGACCGAUGGGCAAGAUUCCAGAUAGAUUCUGCUAACUGUAUGCUCUGUCUGCUUCCUAGCGUUGUUGCUCUUUAGUUUUUACGUAUUCUCUGCGUUCAGGGUCGAUUCUCUCUACUUCUAAAGUUUGGCAAGGGUGGUAGAGCUGUCACACACACAAAUAUGCUGAAAUAUUUCGAAUACUUAGUAAGAGUCAUCACACACUGAGAUACAGUUGCCAGAUUGAUAAGAUACGAGUCCAGCUUUCCAAAUGGAAGUUCUCAUCGCUAGCUCUGUCCAUCCACUGAUUUGCUGUGUGGCCUUACAUGUAGUUACUUUUUCUGUGCUUUAAAAAAAGUUCUUAAGGUAGAAUGAUAUCUUUACCCACUACCCAUGUUAUAGAUAAUGACAAGAAUGGUGGAAAAUUAGCAAAUAGCUUCUUCACAAGAGACAGCAUGAUACCUUUAGUAUUUGCUAGAUUUUCCCCCUCAGUAGUUUCAGUAGGAACUUAUGUGAGGAAAUAUUAGGAAGUUUCAUUUUCUAAAAUUGAGAGUAUGUUACUAAUUGUUUUAGUAUUAUUUAAUAUCCAACUGGUCUCCAAUCUAUAUUACAUAGAGACUGUACAGAACCUAUAAAGGUGUGUGCUUAGAAUGUGUAUCUUUUAUAGUCUCUGUUACAUUUUGGUAAGCUGGAAUCACUACCUCUGAUCUCAUAUCAGGCUAAUUAAUGAUGGAGAGGGCAUUAGAUUUAAGCUGAUUGCUAAAAACUGGUCUGUUUGAAGGUUUACACAGUUUUGGGGAAGCUGUUCCCUUCUUUGAUGAAUGAAUUAUGAUCUCACAAUUUACUUGACUUUGACCUUAUAUUAAGAAUAUAAAUACAUUUUAUUUUAAAAGGCUACAUUUGUCCUCAAACACUAGCUAAAACUGCCUAGGGCAGGAUUCAUUAGCGCUUGUGGGACAAUGUCACUUAAAUUGGUGAAUGAACUCCUCUGUAAAGGCUGUGCACUGUUUCUCAGAGUGUUUUAUGGGCCAGCUGCAUUAAAUGCUGGUUCCUGGACACCUCUCUCAAUCUGCUGGAGCAAAUCUGUUUGUUUGUUUUGUCUUUUUUUUUUUAAUUUCCCCACAUGAUUCUGAUGGACCUCAAAAGUUGAGACCCACUGGUCCAGUGGUCUAGGUCAGAGGUUCCCACACUAGACUGUAUGCCACUGUCACCUGGGAACUUAAAACAGACAUUCUGGAAGAUUCUUACUCGUUAGUUCUGAGGUGGGGUCCAUGCAAAUUUUGAAGAGCUCCCCACAUAAUUCUGAUGCGGGGGACCACUGGUCUAUAAUGUCUAGUGAUUUAUAUUUAUAAGAAAUGAAAUAGCUUAAAAGCUACCCAAUAACUCUUGGGAUUAAUCUUAUGAAAUAAAUUCUCAACUGCUUUUGAUAGGAAGUCAGAUUUAAGACUGAAGUAGAUAGCAGGCAGGAGAUAGAUAUAGAAUUCUGGUUAAUUAAUUGAACUUUUUGCAACCUGUGUUAAAAUAAAUCAUGUUUAUUGAAUGAGUGACAAGGCACAUAUACUUUUAGAAUUGUAUUUAAGGUUUGAAGUUUUUUUUUUUAAAUGUCAAGGACAUAUAUUAGCAACCACUAUUUUUAGGUCAGUUGUAAAUCAAAAGUACUGUUACGUUGGUAAUUACAAUCUAACACUUGAGCUGUAUUUCAGUAGCAUAGAAACAUAUCUUACUGACUAAACCUAAAUGGAAUCCUUCUAGUAGUCUUGCUGUAUUUUUGCACAGUAUAAUGAAUUGGUACUUGGGUUGGUUGUUUGGUUGAAAAAAAAAUUGCCUUUGUUUUGAACUAUAUCACGUGUGUACUGAACUAAAAUGUUAAGAGUUAAUUUUGUAUUUACUUUGCAGUAGGUAAUAUGUAAAGAUGCAGACAUUGAAUGUAAUAUGGAUUGUGUCUGCAGUGAGUUUUUGAGUGGGUACAGUUUAUAAAUAUGCCAGUUAUACACCCUUGUACAUUUGUCUGAUUUUGAACUUGUACAAUGAGGACUACUUUUUACACAUUUAAUUAAAGAAAAAAAAAAGUCUCUGAACUAUCCCAUGUCAUUUAUCCAGCACCGUUUUGUUCACAGCACUGUAUACCUCCCUUUAUGUUUCUUAUUUUAAACAUUUCGCUCCUUUGCUUUCCCCUCCUGUCAUCUUUCUGUUAAUGUUCUCUGUAGAUUGUAUCACAAAAUGAGUGGUCCACUCAUGGAAUCCUUUUCAGAAAGGUGAUAGAAAGUGUUGUGAAAAGAGUCUGGGUGAAACAACCCAACUUCAUAAAGUUAUUUACUAUCUGAGAAUAGAAAUAAUAACUACACAUUUUAGUAAUUUGGUAGGAAGUGCUUCAUAAGGAUCCCUGCAUGAAUCGCCUGUAAAUAAUGAAAAUUUCCAGCUAAUAGGAUAUUUUAGGUCAGGUUUAAAAAUUUUUUUUAACCUGGGGCCACCUGGGUGGCUCAGUAAGUCAAGCAUCUAACUCUUGAUUUUGGCUCAGGUCAUGAUCUCACGGUUCGUGGGUUUGAGCCCCACUCUGUACUGACAGCGUGGAACCUGUUUGGGAUUCUCUCUCUCUGUCUCUCUGUCUCUCUCUCUCUUUCUCUGUCCUGUCCCCCACUGCCUCUCAAAAAUAUAUAAAUAUUUAAAUUUAAAUUUGUUUAACCCGUGAGUCCGUGGACUUCUGUGGAUGGCCUUUGGAGGGGAUAUGAACUCUCAUAAAUCCCUUGUAGAAUUUUGUAUGUGUUUCCCAGGAUUGGGUCUGUAGAUUUCAUUAGAUUCUCUUAUGUACAUGUAACAUUUCCUUCAAAGCAAUGAUCCUUAAACAUUAAGCCUCCAAACUUCACUGUGAAUAUUAAAAAAAAGUUACUUAGUUUCUAGGUUUUCCUUUUGGAUGAAGAUAGUUCAGUUUUUUUGUUUGUUUGUUUUUUGUUUUUCAAACUCACUCAAAACCCAGAGAUCAAGAAUUGCAUGCACUACCAACUGAGACUGUCAGGCACCCCGAUAGUUCCUGUAUUAUGUACUUGUUCAAAGACUGUGUUUAUACGGAUUAAUCAGUUAUUUGAGAUUUGCUCUGUUGCACAUUCAUACUGUUUCAGCUCUGUUUUGCAUGUAUGUGGCCAGAUGCCACCUAGUCUUCAGGUUAGCAUUUGGGUGAGGGCAGGUUUAUUUCAAAGCCAUUGAGAGAGUGAAGAGAGUAGUCAAGGGAGACAGUUUUAACGGCUAGUUUAAAAAGCAUUUAAAGCAAAAAUUCCAAAAAACGCAAUGUGAAGGAAGGGCAGUCAAAGAGAGGGUAGGGAAAAUUUGGAGCAGUAGCUCGAUGUCGGGAACUGGAAAAAAAAAAAAAAAAAGGAAAGG